Molecule: messenger RNA, 399 nt
Organism: Malassezia vespertilionis
Lineage: Eukaryota; Fungi; Basidiomycota; Malasseziomycetes; Malasseziales; Malasseziaceae
Exons: 3
Coding region: 1-399 (132 amino acids)
Biological process (GO): translation
Cellular component (GO): ribosome
Molecular function (GO): structural constituent of ribosome
Source: RefSeq, a predicted model, not a curated record
AUGCCGCAGGACCUGAACUCUCCCAUCACUAUCCGGACCCGCAAGUUCAUUACCAACCGCCUGCUCCAGAGGAAGCAGAUGGCUCUGGAGGUAAUUCACCCCCAGCGCCCUAACUGCUCCCGGGCCGAGCUCCAGGAGAAGAUCGGUGAAAUGUACAAGGCCCCCAAGGAUCAGGUCUUUGUUUUCGGUCUCAGGACGCAAUUUGGCGGUGGCCGCUCCAAGGGCUUUGCUCUGAUUUACGACACCCCCGAGAGCACCAAGCUCGAGUGUGCUUUCCGCCUCGUUCGUAAUGGACUUAUGCCCAAGGUCGAGAAGCCCUCCCGCAAGCUCCGGAAGGAGCGCAAGAACCGUGCCAAGAAGGUCCGAGGUACCAAGAAGACCGCCGACAAGAAGAAGUAA